CCUUGACCCUGCAGUGCAUAUCCUGUUGCAGGCGAAUUAUCAACACUGUCCCUUUCCGCCUAGAUUAUCCUGUAUUUAUUUUUAAAAGAUGUAGCUGAACCUUAAGAUGACACAAAUUAUUGAAGGAAAGCAUCUUCAGUGGUUGUUUAAAAUCAGACCAAGAGAAUGAGUUGGUUUAAACGGUCGGGUGAACGCAAGUCACCUGAGUCCUCAACACAACGUUCAGACACUGAUCCCAACACAUGUCUUGAAGUAUUUCAGAACCACUGGAAACAAGCUUGCGCUGUUAUAAACUAUCAAGAUAAGAAGUCCAAACUCUCCCCUGGCCAAGCAACUGUAGAUGGUGUUGAGACAGUUUUGAGUAAUUUGGAACAUAUGGUCACACUUCUAGUUAAUGAAGAUGAUGAUGGGGGCUUGCCAGGUCCUAUCCUGAAAUGGGUGCUAGCUUCAGAUCUUUUUGAAAUAUUUUGCUCCUGGUGCACUAUUAACGUAUCAAUUCAUGAGCGAUUACGAUUGCAACAACUUCGACUUUUUGAGCUCAUCAUUAGCCAAUCAAAGCAGCUUUUACUGGUACAUAAACCUGUGAUCAAGCCGUUACUUAGGCUGCUUAUGGAUGUGGCUGACUCACAAGAAAUCAGUAAUGGUGAGCUAGAGUUCAAGUUGGUCCUGGUCCUUCAUCAGAUAUGUAUAUGCAUUUCUCAGCAAGCUCUUAUACUGGAGAGUUUUUUCAGUACAGAUACAGACCAUGGGCCAGCAAGGUUCCUGAUUUUCUCUCUUUUAAUACCGUACAUCCAUCGGGAGGGAUCAGUAGGACAGCGGGCCAGGGAUGCUCUGCUCCUCAUUAUGACGUUGUCAGCAAGGCAUCCCCACAUAGGUCAAUACAUCGCCAACAACUCUGACUUUUGUCCGGUAUUGGCAACUGGCCUCAGUGGUCUGUAUUCCUCACUGCCCAGAAGAAUCAACCCUCCCUCAGAUGACUGGUACACUAUAACACGUGAGGAUUGUGUCAGGAUCCCUGACUUGCAGAUGUUCCUAAAUUCUUUACAGUUUUCCAAUGCUGUUGUGCAGAUAGCGCACCCACUAGUGAGAGACCAGCUAAUCCACUUUAUUUACUCUGGUUUUUUAGUUCCUGUUUUAGCCCCCGCCUUACAUCAGGAUAUACCUGGCCUUCCGAUCCCCUUGCUAGAUACAGAUUUAUUUGGGAUUUCUAGAGAAGAAGUCAUGACAGCCACAGCCUACCUGGACCUGUUCAUCAGGCAUGUCACAGACCCCCAUCUACUGAGGGCCACCCUCAAGUUUAUCCUGACUGAGAGAUAUGAUGAUAUCCUGAUAUUGGACUCUCUUUUACAGAGGAUACACUCAAACUCACAUUUAUCAACAGUCACCCUUGCUUUGUUCCAUACUUUGAUUGAUCUCAAUUGUGAAGAUGUUAUGUUUCAACUUGUCUUUAGAUACCUUGUGCCUUGUAACCAUGUGAUGGUCAGCCAGCGCCGGUCUAUUCAAGACCUUGACCUGUACGGCAAGUCAGCGGAGAAGUUCCUGUCCCUCAGGCCAUCUUGCUGUGUCCAGACCUUGCCACACAAUCCGCUCCCUGUUUCUCCCGCCCCCACAUCUCAAGUUGUUGGCAUGACAACAGGACCCCCAACACAAAAAUCUACAACCACAACAUCCUUACCAAACAUGAUUACCUCCCCUGACCAAGUACCCAACCAUCAGAGAGGGGAGACAAGCUACUUUGAAUAUCUGAAUGAUGCUCGUAACAAGCUGGAACAGACAGUCAAAGCAUGCCAACACUGGACCUACCUGUAUGAUGGUGAAAGUCCCCCUCCUGACAGCAUCAAAAAUAGCCAGACAAAACCCAAAGCCAGUGCAGCAAAGGCUUCUAAUAUACCAAAGACCGGUUACAUUGAGCUUGGUUCUAUAGCUAAACAAACACAAGAAGAAAAAGUAACACCGAGAAGUUCUCAGCCUGCGGAUUCAUCUGAUUCUAACGAUAUUAGUUUAAGUAAAGAAAUCAAUGUUAAACAUGAGAAUAACAAGCUGAUGAACGCUGUGCUGUAUUCAAGCCUAGAGGACCUGGACAGCUUUAUCAAGUAUCUGAGUGAAGUUGAGGUUGACGAGGGUGGGUCAGUCUCAGUGUCCGAAAGCUUGGCCUCGCUGGAAGACUUGUUGCAGGCUGUUUCGUCAGCCAGAAACAGGAGAAACAGCCCUGACCCCCACAGCCGGUCAAGUAACCCACCUGAAGUCUCCGCCACCGUUGACUCCGCUGGUGUCCCUGGUAGCAAGCCUAGCCCUGUAGACACCCGUGGUGUGCCUAAAGACUUGCCCACAAGUCCCCGCCCCACCCUUCAUGGUUUGUCCACCUCCCCCAUGAAGCAGACGCUGAGCCCAGGGGAGGUGUUGUCCCCGUACAAGUCACUGUUCUUCGCUGCCGAUGAAUUUGCCGCAGCUAUGCCAACAAGUCCCAGAAAGCAGCUAACCUAUUUCAAUGAUCCCCCAAAUAUAGGUCCAUUUCUUGGUGCCUUGUUCUCUAGACUGGAGCUGAUGAUCAGCAACUCCCUGUACUUCAACCUGCUGCUGACUGACAUCAUUGCCAGACUGGCAGCUUACCCACAGCCUUUGUUGCGCUCCUUUCUUCUCAACAACACUUUAGUCUUUCAGCCUACUGUCAAGUCCCUUAUACAGGUAUUAUCCUCACUAAGGCAGAAGCUGGACAGCUUCUCCCUCAGUGUGAAACAGUUUGAUAUGAUGGUGGUCAAUGCCAGACAAAACCUGGUCCAGCGCGAGGAUCAGCUGUUCCAUUUCUUUGAGCAAGGGGUCCUUGGCAUCCCUCCCACCCUUUUAAUGAUGCCGCAGGGGGUGAAGACCAGAGCUGACACCAUUGGUGCUUUAGUUCCAGCAAAAGAUAAGAAAAAGGUCACACUCAGUGAACUGUUCUUCAGGCGAUCCCCAGGGAAGGGAAAACUUGUGGCUGGGUCCAAACAUCAUCAGCUGCAGCGUGUACAGGUUGGAGGAACAGCAGCUUACCGUUACAUCAGCCCUCAGGACUAUGCUGGCUCGGGCGACCGGUCAAGCAUAGGGGACAGUUACGGUCAGUCGCUGACCACAUGGAAUGCUGUGUACUGCGCGCUCAUCCUGGAUGAGUUUCUCAAAGAGCUGGCAGCGCUCUCCCAGGAGCAUUCAGUUUUACAUGUAGACGAGGGCUACCUGAGUAGCUGAUCCACAGGUAGAGCUUUCCCAGGUGUGGGUCAAGUUUACCUGAGUAUUUGAUCUACAGGUAAAUUUUAUCUUCGAUGGAUGUAGACAGAAGAUUAUCUACUGGACUGGACUAUGAUGUUUCAUCAUUUAACCAGUAAACGAGGGAGAAUUAACAAGGGAGAAUUAAUGAGGGAUAUAUCGAUGUAUAUCUUUGCAUUUUAGUCCUGCUGUGUUCACUCCAUUAGUAGCUAGCCAGUAGCCAAGUCUACUCUUAGCUUCUGUAAUCUAGUGAAGUUUAUUUUUUUUUUUUUUACAAUUUUUAAAAGUAUGUUAGCUAUUAUUAUUUUUCAUUUUUUUCGCUUCUAGGUACUUAAUUUGUAGCAAUUAGUCAAAUUAUCAAUAUAUUCUAGUCCAGUUAAAAUUUUUUUUUACUCUUAACUUUUGGCCAAAGGCCUGCUAAAUCUUCACUGUACCACAGUAUUUGUGCCUCUCUUUGUUCUCAAAUGUGUAGAUGUUUCACAGAGGUACAUGUGUGUGUAAACCUAGGUCAUUUCAAGACUUUCAUUUCAUUCAUUCAUCUGUUUUUAAUCUGCUUCUGUGGACAUUUUAAAAA
This is a messenger RNA of Physella acuta, 3811 nucleotides long. Its product is annotated as FHF complex subunit HOOK-interacting protein 1B. The record is from RefSeq and is a predicted model, not a curated record. NCBI's taxonomy places the organism in Eukaryota, Metazoa, Mollusca, Gastropoda, Physidae.